Molecule: messenger RNA, 2904 nt
Organism: Nasonia vitripennis (jewel wasp)
Lineage: Eukaryota; Metazoa; Arthropoda; Insecta; Hymenoptera; Pteromalidae
Gene: Ent1
Product: equilibrative nucleoside transporter 1
Exons: 11
Coding region: 429-1841 (470 amino acids)
Biological process (GO): nucleoside transmembrane transport
Cellular component (GO): plasma membrane
Molecular function (GO): nucleoside transmembrane transporter activity
Source: RefSeq, a predicted model, not a curated record
GUAGUGGGAGAUUCGGAAUUAUGCCUGUGCUGCCUGUGCGCUUGGAAGAGAAAGGAAAGCCCGAAGGAGAGAGGAAAACAUAAUGCGUUGACGCUGUAGUGACUAACCUAUCACGCGCAGUGUAAAAGCCAGCAGAACCAGAUGUGCAGCAGCUUGAUGAGCAGUAGGCAGCAUCAUCAGAUAACAACGAGAGCACGAGGAAUUACGCGUGCUUGUUGCAUUUUGUCAAGUGUAAAAUGCAACUUUGCCACAACGACGUGACGGCUGUCGAGGAUUUUCAUCGAGAUAUUUGUCACUCCUCCAGCUCUCCUGAUUUUUCCUGAGAAGACGACAUAGGAGAGUCAGGGUUUUCCUUGCCUGUCAGAAGUCGUCAGAGGUUAUUACGUUCUAGCAAUAAUCGACGGAGAACAAAGAGCAAAAGCUUUAAAAUGGCCUACUCAAUUAAUACUGAACCUUUAUUGAGAGAAGAAAAAGAUACAGAUUCUGAAGAUGAAAUUGAUACAGAAAUAGAUGAUCCUAAUAUUGUAUAUUCUCAUGAAGAACCAUUCAUCAAACACCAAAUUCCUUAUGACAGGUACAAUUUGGCAUAUAUAGUCUUUUAUUUGUUAGGAAUUAAUACUUUAAUUCCAUGGAAUUUUUUCAUCACAGCAGAUGAUUAUUGGAUGUAUAAAUUUAGAGAAAUUAAUGAAUCUCAUGGUGUAAAUUUUAGUCAUAUAGAAAAUUUAGAAAAAAGAACAGAUCUGCAAGCCAGUUUUACUUCUUAUAUAAGCAUAUCAAGUGCAAUUCCAAAUACAAUUUUUUUAAUAAUCAAUACAUUCAUUAGUAAAAAGAUAUCAUUGAGUACAAGAAUGAUCGGAUCUCAGUGCAUAAUUUUAAUAGUUUUUAUGAUAACAACGUCAUUUGCAAGAGUAAAUACAGAUCAAUAUCAAAAUGCGUUUCUUAUUAUUACAUUGACAAGUGUGGCAAUUGUGAACGCGGCUUGUGCGAUUUUUGGAGGAAGUUUAAUGGGCAUUGUAGCUCGAUUUUCUACAAAAUAUAUUACGGCCAUGUCAGCUGGCCAAGCUCUGGGUGGAAUUUUUACUGCAUUCACUGAGAUUUUAUCUUUAUGGAUCGGUGCUAGCCCUGUGAUCUCAGGACUUCUCUACUUUAUCAUAGGCGAUAUUGUGCUCUUUAUAUCCUUGAUUGCCUAUGUAAUAUUGGAAAGAGAGGUGUUUUUUAAACAUCACGUAGUUAUAAAAACUAGAAAUCCAAAUGAACCAGAGUUUACAAUUAAUGACGAAAUAAAUUUUUCUGGAGAACAUGUUUCUUAUACACGCAUUUUUAAAAGAACAUGGCCGUAUGGUCUUAGCAUGUUCUUAAUAUUUUUUAUAACAAUGACUGUUUAUCCGUCAGUAACAGUUUUAGUAGAAAGCCAAGGAAAAGGAAAAGGACAUUUAUGGAAUGAUGUCUAUUUUGUCCCUGUAGUUACCUAUCUGAUUUUCAGUUGUGCAGAUUAUAUAGGUAGAGUCAUUUCAGGAUAUUUGAUGUGGCCUAGUAAGAAACCAUGGUUAGUGAUGUUAUUAAGUUUUUUAAGAGUACUGUUUAUACCUGCAUUUAUGUUUUGUAAUGCUCAACCGCGCCAUCAUCUACCAGUCUACAUACACGAUGACAUUUACUAUAUUAUACUGACUGUUCUAUUUGCAUUCAGUAAUGGAUAUUUAUGUAAUAUUGUAUUUAUGCUUGCGCCAACAGUUGUUGAUUCAAAAGAAAAAGAAAUAGCAUCUGCCAUGCUAGGUGCUUUUCUAGGGAUUGGAGUUUCUGUUGGUUCGCCUCUAAGUCUUUUAAUGGUUAAAAUUUUAUAAACAUAAUAAUAUUUUUAACAAAUACGUUGAACUGACAGCAUUUAACUGAAUGUUACUUAAGCUAAUUAAAGCAUCUACUAGUAAUUGAUGUUUGCAGAUAUUAUUAAACAAAAAGAGAAUACAAAAAAGAAAGAUAUUAGAAUAUUUAUACAAAACAACGCACAUCUCUAAGAUGGUUAGAUUUUUUUACGAUUGAAGAAUGAAAAAUGGAAUAUUUUAUCAUUGUUUAUUUGCUGUUAUGUUGCUUAAAGUCUUCUAAGCAUCCACUAGAAUUGAUGUUUAUUUAUCUAUGGCGCAGAAAGAGAAUACCAUAGAAAGAUAUUGAACUACCGAUAUAAAAUAACGCACAUUUUUAUAUGCGUUUUUUUACUAUCAAAAAAUGUAAAAUACAAUAAUUUAGUUAUCAAAACACAAAUGUCUGUCUUCUUAGAAAAUGCGCCGCGACCAAACGAUGCAGAAAUUUUGUGUAUAUAAAAUUAUUUUAAAAUAAUUUUUAUUCUGUGUAAAUAGUAAUUUGAUUUUUAUUCAUAAAUUUUCAUGUAAAUAUUAUUUGCGAUUUCUUUAUUACAUUUUUGUGAAAACAAGCUCAACGAGAUGUCUAAUGUAUAUAAUGUAUCGAAUGGAUGUUGAAAUAUAUUAAACAGAUAUUAUUUCAGCAGAAUUGUUUAAAUUAUUCAUAAAUAAAAAAUCAAUUAUUUCCAUAUACAACUUUAAUUCUUGACAAAAUAUUUAUUCAACUUAACGCGUUAUUCAAAUAAAUUCAACAGCCAUUCCUUAAUAGUACAUUACGAUAUGUGUGACUUAAAUGGUUCUCGCAACGCUCGGGUGCUAACUGCGCCGUGUAAAAAAGAACCAUUUAAGUCAAGAGUAUCGUAUAAAAUUUUAUAGCACAGACUACUAAAAUCCGCAAGUCUCGCCUAUUCGUGACUUAACAGCGAAUUUUAGCCACACUGUGCUAUAAAGGUAAUUUUUUUAACGUUGAUGUUACUGUUAAGAAAAUUUGUUACAUGUUGACAUAAAUGCCCAGAAUAACAGAGUAAAUACUUAUAGUGCAGUAUCAAAG